CGGUGCGCUGCAGAUUUUGAAGCGCAGCAGCCGGAGAGCGCAGCAGCGACUUCAGCGCUGCCACUUUGGAGCUUCGGUCGAUGAGAGAAGCUUUGCUGGUGGAGACGAGUGAAGCAGCGAGUCUGGACCUGCGGUUCUCCCGCUGCCUGAAAUGAAGUUCCUGAUUUGUCUGGCGGCGGUCGCCGUGGCCGUGGGAUGUGCACGCGCUGGUGAACAUUCUCUGGAGCCGUGCUCAGGAUUGGACUGCAGUGGAAGAUACAGGUGCAUCCCAGAGAAAGGCAGCAGGGGUCGUCCAGGGCCUCUUGGCCCUGCUGGUGUCAGUGGGCCAGAGGGGCCCCGUGGGAGUCCUGGACCUUCAGGGCCAAAAGGAGAAAAGGGUCAUAUUGGACUGAAAGGACCUGCAGGCUUGAAAGGGGACAAGGGACCGAUGGGAGUGCCAGGGUUCCCAGGAACUGAUGGAGUACCAGGUCAUCCUGGUCCAGAAGGUAGCAGAGGCUUACCAGGAGAGGACGGUUGUAAUGGGACCAGAGGCGAUCCCGGUUUGCCCGGCUAUGGCACUGGAGAUCCUGGAAGUCCUGGAAGUCCUGGAUUCCCUGGGCCUAUUGGUCCGAAGGGUCAGAAAGGAGAACCUCGACAUGUCCCUGACACGGGCUUUCAAGGUGUUCCAGGAGAAGCUGGAGAGCCUGGAGUCAGAGGUCCUGAUGGUCCAGUGGGUCUGACUGGUCCGAGGGGGCCUGAUGGAUACCCUGGUCUUCCUGGUCCUCCUGGUCUGCCAGGGCUAAUGGGAAGCCAGAGUGAUGGCUAUGAAGGGGAGAAAGGAGACAAGGGUGACGUGGGUCUUCCCGGGCCCAGUGGUACUCGUGCAGACGAAUCGCUAAUAAGCGAACAAACGCUCACUAUCUACAAAGGAGAUAAGGGUGAACCUGGUUACAAGGGAGCCCGUGGAUAUCCUGGCAGUCCCGGCCUACCCGGACCUUUUGGUUAUCCAGGAGAGCCUGGAGAGAAGGGUAUUCCAGGAUACCCAGGAGCCAGAGGCCCUCCAGGGUUUAACGGGCCUCCUGGUCCCGGAGGACUACAGGGAUUCAGAGGUGAUCCAGGUUACCCCGGGCAACCAGGAUACAUUGGGCCGAAGGGAGACCAGGGAGAUCCUGGACCUCCAGGACCUCCUGUCUACACCAGUGAGCUGGGUACAUCUGUCCAAGGACCACCAGGUGAACGAGGCUUUGAUGGACUUCCCGGUGCUCGUGGCGAUCAGGGACCUCCAGGUUUCCCAGGACCACCAGGGAGACCAGGACCCAGCAGUUUUAACCCAGAUCUGCCAGACUUUAGUGGUUUUCUCAAGGGUUCCAAAGGGGAAAGAGGUAGCCCAGGCAGACCGAGCUAUGGCCAGGAAGGAAUUUCAGGUUCCACUGGACUUCCUGGACCUCCCGGCCCUCCUGGACCACAAGGGAAUCCUAGUUCCCAAGGAGUUAGCAGCCCCGGUGAGCCUGGGCGGCCCGGUCCCAGAGGAGAACCAGGUGACAGAGGAUACAAAGGCUUCAGAGGGGAUCCUGGUGACUGUGCCUGUCUUGGAGGGGGUGGCGGCAGAUCAAUUCCAGGCUUACCUGGACCACCGGGACCCAACGGCAACCCUGGUUACAGUGGACCAAAGGGUGAAAUAGGGGACCCUGGCAGACGUGGGUUGGUUGGGCCUCCAGGUCCUCCUGGGCCUGCUGGAGAGAGAGGCUUCUUUGGCCGUAAGGGAGAAAAGGGGGCAUCUUACUACACCUUCCUGGGCUUUGGUAGGAAAGGUGAGCGUGGAGUUGUUGGACCUAGAGGCCCUACAGGAGAGACAGGAACGCCUGGCAGAGAUGGAUUAUCUGGAUUUGCCGGACCUCCUGGACCUCCGGGUGAUGCUGGCUUUGGCACACUUGGAGAGAAAGGCUUCCCAGGAUUCUCAGGAUCUAAGGGUCGCCCCGGUGACGCCGGAGAGCCCGGUAUUGGUUAUGUUGGGACACCCGGCCUUCGUGGAGAUGCCGGUGACCCUGGUUUACCUGGGUUGCCAGGGCAACCAGGUUUGCCUGGUCCAAAAGGUGAAAACAGCUGUGGAGGGGUUAUAGACGCCGAAGAGGGAACGGGUCUAGUGCUGCCUUGCACCAUACCUGGUGAGGACGGAGACCCUGGUUCACCUGGUUUACCUGGACGACCAGGUCCUAAAGGCCAACCAGGUUUUCCAGGAAGCCCAGGACGUCCAGGGUUUAAUGGUCCCAAGGGAGAAAGAGGAGACUCGGGCUUUGGAGGCCAGCCUGGACCACAAGGUUUUCCUGGACCACGGGGUGACUCUGGAGUUCCAGGUAUUCCAGGACUGAGUCUUGAUGGAAGCAGAGGAAAGGAUGGGCUUCCUGGGUACCCAGGAGAAAAAGGCCAGCCUGGAGAGGCCCUGGGGGCUACACCUGGGCCUCCAGGACGGGAUGGUGCACCAGGAGCUCCUGGAGACAAGGGUCUGCCUGGGACUCCUGGAUCACCUGGAUCACCUGGUUUGGAUGCAGGUACCGGUGUUCCUGGUCGGAAGGGUCAAAGAGGAGAGGAUGGUCUUCCUGGUAUUCCUGGCUUACCUGGAAUUCCGGGGGACCCAGUUGGUGUCAUUCCAGGUCAGCCGGGUCUUCCUGGCAGUAAAGGGUUGAUGGGACCACCAGGUUUCCCUGGUCGUAAGGGAGCCCAAGGAGACCCAGGUUUCACAGGGCCUUCCGGUUUGAAGGGGACACCAGGACUCCCUGGUAUACCUGGAUCACCAGGUCCAAGAGGACCCCCUGGACCUUUAGGACCAGGAAUCAGAGAUGGCAUCCCAGGAAUACCGGGAAGGAAAGGUGAAAUAGGUUUCCCAGGACUCAGGGGUUUCCCUGGACUGUCAGGUCGUCCUGGCAGCCCCGGGUUUCCUGGAGGGAAGGGACAGCCCGGAGAGCCUGGAAGAGAUGGAAUACCUGGUGGGCCUGGAUACCCUGGACAAAAAGGUGACCGAGGAUAUCCUGGGGAUCCUGGCAGUCUUCCCCUUCUUCCUCCCUUAUAUGAAUAUUUGGACAAGGGAGAUCCCGGCCAGCCUGGCAUUCCAGGUCUACCUGGCUUCCCCGGACCCAGAGGUGAUAAAGGCCUGCCAGGCCCACCUGGUCGUCAGGGUCUGCCUGGACUUCCGGGAUUUCCUGACCAGAGUAAAGGACAACCAGGAGUGCCUGGUUUUUCUGGGCGACCAGGUUCUCCAGGCUUCCCUGGACCAAAGGGAGAACCAGGAGUCAUGGGAUUCCCAGGCACUUCUGGAGCAAGGGGUGAUGAUGGCCUACCUGGAUAUCCCGGUAACCCCGGAGAAGCCGGAAGGCCUGGCGCCAAAGGCAUUCCUGGAGAGUCUUAUGGGUAUCCCGGAGCUCCAGGAGCAAAAGGAAGGCCAGGAGAUUCAGGCUUCCCAGGUGGACGUGGUAGCGAUGGCUCGCCUGGUGACAAUGGCUUUCCCGGAAACUCAGGUUUCCCUGGAACAAAGGGAGGUCCCGGUGAACCAGGUCAACCAGGGUUAAUGGGAUCCCCUGGUUUCCCCGGGCAGAAAGGCCAACCUGGCCUUCCAGGUAGAAGUGGAUUAGCUGGGCCUUCUGGUCAGCCUGGUGGUCCUGGAGGUCCGGGAGCAAAAGGUUUGUCUGGAUCUCCUGGUUUGGAUGGGCUCAAUGGUCUGGCUGGACCUAAAGGCCUCCCUGGAACACCAGGUGGCAUCACAGGGGGUCAGCCAGGUGUUCCUGGUACUCCAGGGUUAAAGGGAGAGAGAGGUGUGUCUUAUCCAGGAGGUCCAGGGUUCCCUGGGCUGAAGGGAGAGAGAGGAGUGACAGGUGAUCAUGGACAACCAGGGUUUCCUGGCUUGCGUGGACCUCCUGGUACUGUUGUGGGCUCAGACAUUCCUGGACCUUUGGGAGACCCAGGCCUCCCUGGACUGGAUGGAGAGUAUGGUUUACCAGGUCCUCCAGGUCCUCCUGGGCCUCCUGGUCCAGGCACAUCACAAGGAGACAGAGGUGACCCUGGACUCCCAGGCUUCCCUGGUGCCCCUGGUGCCAAAGGAGACUCCGCAGGACUGGGAGCACCUGGACUUUCUGGGAGUCCUGGAUUCAAGGGAGAGAGAGGUGAUACCGGAUUCAACGGUGUUCCUGGUCGUAAAGGAUUCCCCGGUGACCCUGGUUAUUAUGGACAUAAAGGCUCACAGGGACCAAAAGGUGAACGUGGCAUUCGAGGUUACCCUGGCAUCGCCAUCGCACCUCCCGAUAUCCGUACACUCUAUGGAGACAUGGGAGACAGUGGACCUAACGGGCCCCCCGGUUCUCCCGGAGAACCUGGUCAGCCUGGGAUACCUGGACAGCCAGGUCCGAAGGGUCGUCCUGGUCCUGCGGGCAAAAUGGGCAGGACGGGCCCUGCUGGUCUGCCUGGCACUAUUGGGGAUGUUGGGCCGCCUGGUUUCCCUGGACCCACUGGAGAACAAGGCUCCCUCGGUGCAGUCGGUCGACCCGGCAACCCUGGCGGUGUCGGCCGCAGCAGCAGCAUUGGCUACACUCUGGUGAAGCACAGCCAGAACUCCCAGGUGCCCAUGUGUCCGCAGGGCAUGGCCAAGCUGUGGGAUGGGUACAGCCUGCUGUACGUGGAGGGUCAGGAGAAGGCCCAUAACCAGGACCUCGGUCAGCCGGGUUCAUGCCUCCCCAGGUUCAAUACCAUCCCCUUCCUGUACUGCUCCCCCAGUGAGAUCUGUUACUACGCCAGCCGCAAUGACAAAUCCUAUUGGCUGUCCACCACCGCACCCAUACCCAUGAUGCCUGUAGCCGAGCAGCAGAUCCAACCGUACAUCAGCAGGUGUUCGGUGUGUGAGGCUCCGUCUCAGGCUGUGGCGGUCCACAGUCAGGACUUGACCAUCCCCAUGUGCCCCCCAGGAUGGAGGAGUCUCUGGAUAGGAUACUCCUUCCUCAUGCAUACGGCGGCUGGUGCUGAGGGUGGCGGUCAGUCCCUUGUGUCACCCGGAUCGUGCCUGGAGGAUUUCCGCGCCACACCAUUCAUAGAGUGUAACGGCGCCAAAGGCACCUGCCACUACUUUGAGAAUAAGUACAGCUUCUGGCUGACUACAGUGGAUCUCAACCGACAGUUUGUUCACUCGCAACAGCAGGAAACCCUGAAGGGAGGCCAGGAACGCUCCAAAGUCAGCCGCUGCCAAGUCUGCAGCAAAAUUUUAUAGUUGGAGGAGGAGGAGCCACAGAGCAAAGGACGAGAUGAAACUUAAGAACAUGUGACUGACUAAAAUUAAGCCCCUCCCCCACUUCAGCGGGUAAUUUCAGGGUUGAAUUUUUUUAGGAAUGAAAGGUUUACGAAAAAGACGCGGCGAGUAGGAGGGAGGGGUUUAAAAGAGGGUGGUCCUGCUGUGAUCCCUCUUUUCUAGAAUAUCACUGACAAAUGGUGCUAUUGUUUUUGUUUAUUUUUAUUAUUUUUUUUUUUGUUUUGUUUUGUUUUUUUCGAUGUGUAUUUUCUCGUUGCUGUUUUGGCGGGAAUCAUUCUCGGCUACCUCGGAGAGCGCCGCCCCUCUGGUCAGCACUGAACCGUGCAUGCAUCAGUGCAGCUUCAGCUCAUCCAAGCUGAUUUUAUUGAACCAGAUCUAAAAAUGAUCCCGCUUCAAGGUCACACGGAUAGGAAAAUCCUGCACCUUCUGUCAAUUUCAUGGUCACGACAGCAGCUGCAGUCACACAUUAUUUUAUUCUCCACCUUUCUCGUGUUGUUUCCUUUUUUUUUUUUUUUUUCUGACAAGAAAAUCAGAUUGCACGGAGCUGAGGUGACGUAAAACAUCACAGUGAACAUUAGUCCUCCUGAGGAAAUGAAAGUGUCUGAGAAAUUAACACAACCUCAGGCUUCUUCAACUUUAUGUUGUUUCACAUAAAAAUGUGUCUUUAUACAAACAGUUUCAAACAUUGAGCUCUUUAAUGGCAAAGGCAACACUAAUCUGUACCACCUGAUCUAAAGCAGUGCUUCCUUUUUCCCUUGGGGCCCCCCCACACACACACACACCACAUAAAAGAAAGUUUGAGUCCCCCACAAUUGUACAAAAGAAACACAACCCCCCCACCCCACUUAUACAUGAGAAACUCUGAGCCCCUCCUCUCAUACAAAAGAAACUUUGCACCCCCCCACUUAUGUAAAAGAAACGCCGCGCCCCCUUCCCCCAACACAUAUAUAAAAGAAAUGUUGAACUCCUCCACAGUCAUAUAAAAGAAACAGAGUGCUCCCACUUAUACAGAAGAAAUGCUGUUGACCCCCCCCCCCCCCCAACAGUUAUAUAAAAUAAAUGCUGAGGCUUUCCCAACACUUAUAUAAAAGAACUUCUGAGGCCCCCCAACACUUACAUAAAAGAAAAGCCGAGCCCCCUGCCCCCUCAACAUAUAUAAGAGAAAGGUUGAACUCCUCCACAGUUUUAUAAAAAACAGUGAGCCUCCCACUUAUACAAAAGAAAUGCUGUGGGACCCCCCCCCCACACUUAUAUAUAAGAAAUGCAGAGCACCCCUUCCCCAUAUAUGUGUAACAUGAAAAUAAAGACUAUGAAAGUGCCCUUCAUUCACUUUUUUGAGUGUAUAAUGUAAAUUAAAAAGAUUGCUAAUUAAUGUGAACACUGCAGCCAAUAAAUAUGAUACUAACAUUUCAAUUAAGGAAACUUAACAUCUUUAAUGUAAAAUAAAUAAAUAAAUAAAUAAAAAACAAACAAACAAAAAAAAAAAACAAGCAAUCUUAAUUUGAAGCCCUCACUUAUUUUAAUGACCAUUUUCGGCUUAAAUUCUUAAAUUGUGGCUUCACAGCGACAUUUUUCAGAGCCACUGGUGCACGUUUCUAAACAACAGGAACUCGAUUAAACCUAAAUGUUCACUGUGGUCGAUUACAAACACGCUCAUAAAGUCUCUACACAGCAAGUUUAAUAAAUGUUAUACUUAUAGAGUAUUUCUUUUUUUUUUUUUUUUUUGUCAAUACAAAUGUUUUCAGUCCCUGCUCCUGACCCCAUGCGGCUCUUUGGUGCUACAAAAACAGACGGUAAGUAAGUGACAUAGGUUCUUGCAGAAAACGGCACUUUUCCUGAAAAAUACUACAAGUACUUGUAUAGUGUAUUCCGCACAGCACCACUUGAACACGGACACUCGCUCAUAUAUUUUGCACUGAUAUGAACUCCGAUGAGUUGGAACCAUCAAUUGAGUCUGUUUCUUUUAUAUCUGGCGCCGUGGCGUGUGGUUUGCAUUCAUCCCGUCAUUCACACACACAGAAUGUUAAUUAUUGCUGUACAUAAUGCUUAUUCCCAAAACAGUUUUAUUUUUUUAUUUUCUAAUCCUCUGAUAACAAACUUUUAAAUGUUGAUUAUUCAUCAAAAUCCAAAGGCUUCACUACAAGCUGAUUAUCAUUUAUAAGCUGUUUCCUGUAAACAUUUGAUCAGUGGAGGUCGGUUGAUCAUUCCCUGACUUAUAACCACUCAGACCGCCGUGUCGCUCUGCUGGUAGCCCAGAGUUUGUGUCAUCUUUGUUGUUUUGUAAUCUACAGUGUAAUUAUUUGACUUCAGUCGUGACUCUAUCCCCUGGUUUUAUUUACGGAGAUGUGAGGGAAUGGGAUGACAAGUUUGAUCUGUACAUUGAAUAAUAUGAAAUCUGAAUCUGGAAAAUAUAUCCACCUAUUUAACAGACAUAUCUGUUUGAAGCACCUGUUUAGGGUUGUGAUCCCUUGUAAAAGAGUCUUGAUUCUUUUAUGCAUUCUACAUGUAAGAGCCUGGUUUCCUCAAAGAGGAUCUAUAACUGAAGACGGUAAUAACACAUCUGUUACUGUCGUUUCUGAUGUUACACAUUUGAAAUAAAGUCUCAAAAAUUAACAUUUGUGGUGCUGAAUCAUUGUGUAACAACACUUAUGACAACGUUCUGCAUCAUGACAAAUGUGUAACUGCCUCCAAGAUAUUAAAUAAAAACAAUAAAAAUGCAUGUGUUUUUGUUAUAAUGUGAGUUUAAUACAUCUGUGUGUGUGUGUAAUUGAAGAAAAUUUGUAUGGACU
Molecule: messenger RNA, 8055 nt
Organism: Thalassophryne amazonica
Lineage: Eukaryota; Metazoa; Chordata; Actinopteri; Batrachoidiformes; Batrachoididae
Gene: col4a6
Product: collagen, type IV, alpha 6
Exons: 48
Coding region: 152-5227 (1691 amino acids)
Cellular component (GO): collagen trimer; basement membrane
Molecular function (GO): extracellular matrix structural constituent
Source: RefSeq, a predicted model, not a curated record